Messenger RNA from Dinoponera quadriceps, 3133 nucleotides. It is a transcript of the gene pink, whose product is annotated as Hermansky-Pudlak syndrome 5 protein homolog. The record is from RefSeq and is a predicted model, not a curated record. NCBI's taxonomy places the organism in Eukaryota, Metazoa, Arthropoda, Insecta, Hymenoptera, Formicidae. Gene Ontology annotation, cellular component: cytoplasm. The coding region runs from base 213 to 2819 and encodes 868 amino acids. Gene Ontology annotation, biological process: developmental pigmentation. The transcript has 6 exons. Gene Ontology annotation, molecular function: protein binding.
ACAAACAAUUAAAAAUAACAAUAAUUGUUUUAUAAUAGAAAGUUAAAGAAUUGUGGGAGAGAAAAGCCAACUCGGAAAUACAAUACGCCCUAGUGUGAAUACAACUUAACACUUGCACGAUUUCUUGUGUAUCAAUGGUUGUUUUAUUGGCUGCGUAUUAUCUCGAGAUAAUACGUAGCCAAUGAGACGGUUGUGUCGGACAAGGCAUAGAAAUGGAGAGCAGCCAUUAUCGAAGAUGCUGGACGAAAAUGCACUGCGCCUCGCUGGACUUGCCUUAUGUUCUGUCGGAAUGUGAGGAAAUCAACAGUGUUCUGUACAAACCGAUCAACUCGACACAACGAAUAAAGUACUCAUGUUUCAACGUUUCCCUGAAUUAUAUCAUACUUGGCUCAACCAGUGGCAGUUUAUAUCUGUUCUCCAGAGAGACAUGCUCGUUCCUGCAAAUAAUACCUCUGUCGGAGGGUGCGGUUACACAUGUGACGAUAUCACCUGACGAAAAGACUAUAGCCUUAACAACAACACGUGAUACUGUAUGUCUAGUCUUUCUAAAGCCUACUCCACGACUGAUGGCGGUGUCUACGGAGCAUAUACACAAGCAAAUCACCUGCCUCUGUUGGAACAAGAAUAGCACCGAAGUAUACAUUGGAGAUGCGGUCGGUAGGGUCUCCGUCAUGGUGUCGUCGAUAUUUACAGUGAACGGAAUGUUUCAAACUCGAGUCUACACGCUGAUGAAUCUGGACUCCGGCGUCGUGCAGUUGAACUUCUGCUCGUCUAUGCUGCUGGUCUCCACGAUAACGCGCUGUUACAUUUGCGACACGGUGCGAGAGCAGUACAAACAGAUAGGCAACAAGGCGCGCAACGGUGAAUUCGGCGCGUGCUUUUUCGAAGCGAACACGGAGAGCGGCGUCACGUCGGACGUCGAGACGACGCCGAGGAACGACUCGAGACGCGGCACGUUCAGCCUGAUCUCCGACAGCAACAUCUCGAGCGAGAACUGCCCGAAGAUAUUUUGCGCCCGACCGGGCUCGCGACUGUGGGAGGUGUCCGCUGACGGGGUGGUCGUGAAGACGCACCAGUUGAGAGAGGCGCUAGCCAUGCCUCCGAGAUUGAUCUUCCGACCGGGCAGCGGCGCCGAGGAACAACAAACGGAGUGGCCGGCCCAGUCCGUCAACUUCUCGCACCUCUUCGUAAUCGCGCGCAAAUACUUGCUCUCUCACACGAGCGGCGGCCUGUACGUCGUCGAUCCCGCGAGCGCGAGCGUGCUGCUGUGGAACAACGAGUUCGCGAGCAUCAGCAUGAUUGCGGUCGCGGGCGACAAGAUUUACCUGAUGACCGGUGACGGCGAGUUCCAUUGCCUGACGUUAUCGUCGAUCGGCGCAUUGAUACUACGGCUGUAUCGCCGCGAGGAAUAUCGCGCGUGUCUGGACGCUUGCACCCUUUACAGGAGGCACUUGUCCUCGAUCGCCAAGAGGGAGAUGAUCGAGCUGCUCGACUCGGAGGAAGAAGCGCUGCGGCCGCUAAUGGCGCUCCUGCGAUCCGGCGGCAGACCGGCCAAACUGAACUCCGUACAUCGCGAGAACGACAUCGACGAAAGAGCUCGUUGCGAAACCUCCCCCUCCAGCGAAGAGAAGACGGUCGCGUCGAGCGAUUCGACGUCAUCCGAGUCUGAUAACGGGCUGCGCUGCGACUUAGAUCCGGUCUACGCUCUGGCGAACAGCAUCAGAGCCGGCCUGUCGGAGGCGGAGGUCGAGGGGAUCCUUUCGGAGAUCGACGGGAGGAUCCGAGCGAUCAAGGAGUCGUACAAGGACUCGCACGAGGUCACGCGCGCCGCGGAGUUGCAUUGCUACAACUCCUUCUUGGAGAACACCCCCGUGCAGGUGCUGCGCUCGACCGGCAAUGAUCGCGUCGUGCGGCAAUUCGUCCGAGCGUUCGUCGACAUCAACGCGCCGAGCUACGCCAGAUGCGGCUGCGGCUACCCCUGCCCGAUGAACCGGAACGCCGCGGAGCCGAAAUUCCUGCCGAUCGGCCGGACGUUGAUCGCGAGAUUCGCUGAUCACCAGCCGGAGGAAUGCGGCAAUAUCUGCGACAGGGUACCUUACAUGUGGCGCGAGUACCUGGCCGUUCGUCUGCAGCGACGCGACGCUCUGGACGACGUGUUGAGACAGUGCCUUCAGACCGGAGACAACGUCGUGCUGUCCUUCCUGCUGCCGGCGCUCAACGAGCAACAGUGGAGUUGCGUGGCAGCGUGCGUGAGCGAGAUCGAGAACGGCACUUGUCUGUUCUGCGCGACGCCUCUCGCCGACAAGCCCGACGUGUCGAUCGAUUGGACCGGGAUUGCACGGCAGGUCAUGGCGAGAGAAGGACCGGACGAGGCCACGGCCUUUUUAAUCAGGCUGCAGAGCAUGAUGCCGGACAUCCCCCUGCCGGACAAAACCAUAUUCCAGUCGAUCGUAUUCACCAAGAUUCUACAUCACCACGGCCUGAGGACAUCGUUCACUCCGAGUAACCAGCUGUCGGCAGACUUUGGUACAAUGUGCUCGUCGCAGGUGCGUGAUCAACUGGCGAAAGCUCUCGAGAAAGACACACGGCGACCGACGGAUACGAGCAUGUUCGGCACUGCCGCUCAUCACUGGGGGAUGCGCCAUCGGACUAAAUCACUGACAUGCCCGUGCUGCACCUUGUCCCUGCAGACGCCAAUUCUGCUAGGUAACAAGGGAGUCGCGAUCUUCCGUUGCGGUCACGCCUAUCAUGUUAAUUGUAUGAUAGAAAGAAAGCUCACUAGAUGUAAUCUUCACCAUAUUGUAAAUACGAGUCAAUAAAAAGUACAUUGCGCGAUGCUACUCGUUAGACACGCUUAAUACGUUUUCUUUUUUUUUUUUUUUUUUUCUUUCAGAUCAAUCGGUUCUCUCUUCCGAAUGCAUCUUUAUUAUUUUUUACAAUUAUCUCUUGUCACAAAUAUUUGGAUUUAUUAUCACGCUACAUUUGUUAUCACAGUCGAAAAUAGAACGAACGAUUACUCGCAAUAUCUUAAACUGUAGGCAGAUAAUAAAAUCGUUAUAAUACAGAGAUCACACAUAAUCGUAUCACCUCGAUAGAAAGUAAUAUAUAUAUAUAUACUUAAGUAGCUAAUAAG